AUGGGUGGUACAAGUACUAAGAUCUUCAAGAAAGGUGCAUCUGCGUUUUCAUCUGUGACGGGAACUGGCAAUGAAGACGACUAUCAACCAAGCAACUUUGAGAGAACAUUUAAAGGCAGUCCAUUUGUCUUGAUCCGUCAUGGAUCAAUGUACUUUGAUGAAGACGGUGACUUGGCUCACGAAUUUUAUGUUGAGGUAUUACCACAAGGAAAGCGGGGCAAGCCCACUAUGAGACGAGUUACCGAAUCCUUGCAGCCAGAAGGAAUUGUUCCUCUCCCAUACCCUAGGCUCCACGUAGAUUAUCCUGCAGUGAUUUAUCAAGGAGACUAUUAG
Frankliniella occidentalis (western flower thrips) is the source of this 333-nucleotide messenger RNA. Its product is annotated as tumor suppressor candidate 2-like. Gene Ontology annotation, biological process: regulation of mitochondrial membrane potential. Bases 1 to 333 code for a protein of 110 amino acids. The transcript has a single exon. The record is from RefSeq and is a predicted model, not a curated record. Lineage: Eukaryota; Metazoa; Arthropoda; Insecta; Thysanoptera; Thripidae. Gene Ontology annotation, cellular component: mitochondrion.